AUGGCUGUGAAAUUGAGCCCUCUACACACGGAACGCGUAAAGUUAAAGGUGUGUCAAAACGUGAGCAAAGUGGGGUCGGUAUCGCCGGUAGGUGUGGGCGUCAACUCAGCGAAUACCGAGAGGAGGCGCGUGCCUCGAUGGCUCGUGUUUCGCUCUUGCGUGCCUCCAAGACAUAUCGGCAACCCGACCGGCGACAGUGAGGGGGCGGCACACGCCGGCGACCAGGAGUAG
Messenger RNA from Phytophthora infestans T30-4, 231 nucleotides. RefSeq lists its product as uncharacterized. The record is from RefSeq and is a predicted model, not a curated record. The coding region runs from base 1 to 231 and encodes 76 amino acids. NCBI's taxonomy places the organism in Eukaryota, Oomycota, Peronosporomycetes, Peronosporales, Peronosporaceae. The transcript has 3 exons.